This is a messenger RNA of Cylindrotheca closterium, 846 nucleotides long. The record is from the annotation of a GenBank genome assembly. Lineage: Eukaryota; Bacillariophyta; Bacillariophyceae; Bacillariales; Bacillariaceae.
AUGAGCUGCUGCAGUCACCUUUGUUCCGAAUUGAAGAACCCUCUAUUCAGCGUGGAAGAACCACCCAAGGGAAGAUUGGAUCUUAACGCCCAUUUUCAUGUUGGUCAAGGUGUCAAGUCCAAGGUGGGCAUUACGAAGCUAAUCACCUUUUGCAUUUCCAUUGCCGUCUUGGUAUAUGCCUUUUACAAGAAUCCCGAGCCUUCCUUUUAUGCUGCUUAUCUAACGCCUUGGGGAGUCUUUUUUUGCAUUUGGUACUUGGGCGCUUCCUUUUGUGUGACUGCCUGUGGGUUUGCUGACAAUUCCACCCGGGAACGAGCCACAGUGUUGGUCAAAUUUGCCUGGUUCUUUUAUUCGGUGGCGGCAGUCUUGGGAUGUUGCAUUGCCGGGCUCUAUUGGACCGCUGUCUGGACUCCCGCGCGAGGAGUGGAACUCAAUAACGUCAUGACGCAUGGUGGACUCUUGGUCAUUGUGCUACUACAAGGAUUGUUCGUAGAUCGAGUUCCAUUACGAAUCAAGCAUAACCUUUUCGGGACGGCUCCAAUUGCUCUAGCCUACAAUAUAUGGCUGGCCAUUCAGAACCUUGCGGUCAAGUACAAUCCGAAUCAGGAUGACGACGACGAUGCGCUCUACGAUGCUGUCAAGUGGAGGGAAAAUCCAACGGGGGCAAUCAUUCUGACAAUUAUCGUUUUGUUUGUUGCCAUUCCAUUCUUCACCAUGCUACUCUGGUUGCUAUCUCUACCAGGAAGACGGUAUUUGGAUGAUGGCAACGACUACGACGACGGCGACGACGACAGCAAGUCGCCAGAUACACACAAUGAAUACGAUGCGGGUGAUGAAAUGCCGUGA